AUGGCCGAACUUCCACUCUUUUCUUCUCUGAGAGAAGAGCUGAAUUCACCACCUAAGAUAUCAAUCCAAAUCAUAGGAUCAAAACUCACAGACGAACAGGUCAAGGAAAUUGACUUUGAUCUUUGGGUUGACUGUACGAAGAUGGUUGGAAUCAAGUCGAUUAAAGCAUCAACUAGUACUGAAGAAUUAUGUCACACCUGGCAAAACCCAUCCAAGAGCCAGGACAAUCCCGAAGAUAUGCUGGAAAGAUGGCUGAACUACUGGUUGAAUGACUGUGCAGAAACAGACAGAAGCUGGACACUGCACAAGUCAGUCUCUAUUGCGCAGGAGGAGCUCGGCGCGAUGAAAUUUCACAUAAAACUCCUGGCACGCGAAGCCUAUUAUCGGGGCUCGAUUGAAGUCAGUUUACAUGCGCCCUCUUCUGAGCCUGAUUAUAAUCCUCUGGGUUACGAGAGCGCAGACAAUGCACGGCUUCAGGUUGAAUGGAGUCUUGAGUGCCCUUUCAAGCCCACUGACCACAACUCGAAUUCCAUACUUCAGUAUGCAAUUAAACUGCGGAAGAAGGGCUGGGUGGAUCUGAACGGACCAACGCCCUCUUAUGGGCAGCUUAUGCGUCGAACAGCGCCCGCUUAUGAUAGUUUGGAUGACAGCACAAUCAGGGAUAGACUACUCUGGCUGUGGGGCCGUGAUGGUCCGCCAUAA
This is a messenger RNA of Aspergillus tubingensis, 702 nucleotides long. RefSeq lists its product as uncharacterized. Lineage: Eukaryota; Fungi; Ascomycota; Eurotiomycetes; Eurotiales; Aspergillaceae. The coding region runs from base 1 to 702 and encodes 233 amino acids. The transcript has 2 exons. The record is from RefSeq and is a predicted model, not a curated record.